CCAGUAAGUGAUUUGCCAUUCUGCACACUUCACUUGUUGGUUGCGCUGCCAGUUCAUUUUUCGUCUCUCACAGCUGCUUACAGCUACUAUAGUACAGGCUUUCAAUUUUGACGAUUGAUACAAGGAGUGGUAUAUAGACCACAGAUCCCAAGAGAACAAUGUUCACGUGCUCGAAGCAAUGGCUUUUCUCGCCGAAUUUUUUCCAAAUGGCAUCCGGCCAUACAAAGGUAUGGCAGUUAGGACAGCAGUGCAGCAUUUUGCAGAUGAAAGAAUACUGGCUGGUGUGGUUUACCACAAGGACGGCUGCUUUUGCUCUACCCACCAUAGAUGUUUGGCGGAUGAGAAGAUGAAGGCUCACAAAGCUAAGGAGAUUCCAGGAUACCAUGUAUAUUACACUGCUACCUUGAGAGGCAUGAAAGGAUAUCGCCUUGAUUCUCUCAAGCGCAAGACUUUGCCAGAAAGACGGGAUGUGCUCUUUGAUGAGAGCAAGCUGUACAAGGAUCGCGCUGAAGUUCCUGCUCCUACUUUCAUGGAACUCCAGCUGGUGGAUACAGUUCAUGUGACUACAGCUCCUUCGCAAGUCCUGUUGCUGCCUCUUGCUCCUGGUGGUGGUAACGUGGUGGUUUCUCCAGCACUGCCACCAUGCCCUCCAGCUACACCUCUGCCAGAAGCCACCUCUGUCUUCAAGAGCCUGGGGUGUGUUCCUCUUGCAGUAGAAGGAAACGUGUACCUAUACAAGUGUGGUGACGAUUUUCUCCUGUUUGCUGUGUACGUUGACAACUGCAUUCUCGGUGCAAAAACCCGCCACCUGCUGGACGAGAUGAAAAAGAAGCUGAGUGAAGAAUUUGAGAUGUUUGACCUGGGCGAGCUUCGCCAUUUCCUUGGCAUCCAAAUUAUAUGCAAUCGAGGAGCACGCACCUUGAGCUUGACACACGCUCAGGAGCAUGCACCUUGA
This is a messenger RNA of Selaginella moellendorffii, 955 nucleotides long. RefSeq lists its product as uncharacterized. The record is from RefSeq and is a predicted model, not a curated record. The transcript is spliced from 2 exons. The coding region runs from base 179 to 955 and encodes 258 amino acids. Lineage: Eukaryota; Viridiplantae; Streptophyta; Lycopodiopsida; Selaginellales; Selaginellaceae.